Molecule: messenger RNA, 3569 nt
Organism: Anopheles coustani
Lineage: Eukaryota; Metazoa; Arthropoda; Insecta; Diptera; Culicidae
Gene: aub
Product: protein aubergine
Exons: 5
Coding region: 263-2935 (890 amino acids)
Biological process (GO): regulatory ncRNA-mediated gene silencing
Cellular component (GO): P granule
Molecular function (GO): protein binding; piRNA binding
Source: RefSeq, a predicted model, not a curated record
UUUGAGCACAUUAUCAGGGUUCUGUUUCUGAUAAACAUUGAAAUAUUGAGCAGGAAUUCAUCUUUCGUUGGCCACAUCGGAGUUGCAAAGUACCAUUGACUAUUUAGGUUAAUCGCAGUAGCAGGCUGCUGUGCCGGGUUUUGCAGACAGUGGUUGUUCUGCGAAAAGCGGGUGCUAUUGCUGUGACAGCGUUUUUCGAUUGUGCUUGCUUAGCAUAUAAUCGAUGCAUUUGGUUUCAUUAUUUCACAAUUGAAGCGGUAUAAUGGCGGACAGACGUGAUCCGCUCGGAAGAGAUCGCAUUCGCGGAUCGUUGAGUUCGAAUUCUCCACGACCGGCAUUUGACGGUGCACGGGGAGGGCCACCACCACCAAUCCGGGUUGGCGUCCCGCCACAAAUGCCAACCUAUCAAACGCCGGAGCGACGACCCUGGACACAGGCACCACAUUCAUUUCCAGGGGAUCCUCCUGGCCAAAGCGCCCCAAGCACCUCAUCCGCACCAGCUCCCAUCCCGGGGCCAUCAUCUUUUAGUGGCCAACCACCGCAGCCUGGCAGCAGCGGAUUGGGUCGUUCGGUGAGUCGUCCCCCGCGCGCCCGACGUCCUUUAGCCGAUACGCUCCGUACGCGUGGCCCCGAUGCACCCUCGAAACAUGGCACCACCGGCCAGCCAUUACAAUUGCAAUCGAACUACUUCAAACUGUUGAAGCGCGUCGAAUGGACGCUUUAUCAGUAUCAGGUUGAGUUUGUACCGCCAUGUGCGAGCCCCCGGCUAAUGCAAUCGCUCGUAGCCGAGCACAAGCGGAUUCUGGGCGGAUUUGUCUUUGACGGCGUUCAACUAUUUUGUGCCAGUAAACUAUCGAACGAUGAACUGGUGCUGCAUUCGCAGCACGAUAGAACCGGCGAUAAGUACGAGCUGCACGUAACUCGUGUCGCCGUGGUCGACAUGACGGACGAAACGGGCAUCCAGGUGCUGAACCUUAUUUUGCGCCGAGCGAUGAACGGCCUGAAUCUCCAGCUGGUCGGCCGAAAUUUGUACGAUGCGGCAGCGAAAAUUCCGAUCCGCGAGUACCAUAUCGAGCUGUGGCCUGGUUACAUUACCAGUAUCAGGCAGCACGAAAACGAUGUCAUGGUUUGUUGUGAAAUAGCCCACAAGACGAUGCGCAUGCAGACGUGCUAUGAUAUUUUGCGCGAAUGUCAACGGCACGAUCGAAACUACAAGGAUGCUUUCCGGAAGGCCGUGUUGGGCUGUGUGGUACUUACCGGCUACAACAACAAAACAUAUACCAUCCACGAUAUCACCUUCGACACGACACCGGAAAGUACGUUCGACACCAAGAACGGCAAGAUAUCGUUCCUAGACUACUACAAGAACAAGUACAACCUGCGCAUUCGGGACGCCUACCAGCCUAUGCUGCUUUCCCGAGCCAAAAAGAAGGACGCGCGGUCCGGCGACAGCGAAUUGAUGGCAUUGGUUCCCGAACUAUGUCAGAUGACUGGACUGACUGAUUCCAUGCGGUCCGAUUUUAAGAUGAUGAGAGCGAUGGCCGACCACACACGGUUGAAUCCGGAUAGGCGUAUCGAGCGUCUGGAGACAUUCAACCGACGCCUACAAACGUCACCCGAAAGCCAGGAUGUGUUCAAAGUGUGGCAAAUGGAGCUUGAUCGCAGGCUGGUGGACUUACCGGGAAGAUUGUUGCCUCAGGAAAUGAUUUUCUUUUCCACCACCUCAAAUGGUGUUCAGGCGGGAGAGAAUGCUGACUGGACAGCACACUUCCGCGACAACCCCAUGUUUGCCACGGUGCGCUUGAGCCGAUGGUACCUUGUCGUCCCUAUCCGAUGCCAGCGAGAGGCAAACGAUUUCCUCAGUUGCAUGAUAACGGCAGCGCGGGGAAUGCGAUUUGAGAUUAGCAACUGCGAGAUUGUCCACAUGGCAGACGAUAGUCCGAAUACCUACGUCCGCACGCUGGACUCCAUCAUCAACAAAGACCCGCAGAUGAUCAUGUGCGUGGUGUCGAACAACAAGAACGAUCGCUACACGGCGAUCAAAAAGAAAUGCUGCGUUGAUCGGGCCAUUCCGACGCAGGUGAUGGUACAGAAGACGAUCACCCCGAAGAGUGGCAACGUGCGCACACUAAUGUCGGUCGCCACGAAAGUGGUCAUACAGAUGAACUGUAAGUUGGGUGGCGUCCCGUGGAAGGUAAAGAUUCCGCUCAACGGGCUGAUGACGAUCGGGUUCGACGUAUGCCAUGAUUCCAAGGAUAAAAGCAAAUCGUUCGGCGCCAUGGUGGCUACACUGGACCACGACAAUCGUGGCACACCAAAGUUCUUCUCGACCGUAAGCCACCACUCGAGUGGAGAGGAAAUUUCCAACUACCUCCCGCUAAACACGGUCAAGGCGUUGAACGAGUACCGGCGAGAGUUUGGCGAGCUUCCGAAGCGUAUCAUCUUCUACCGCGACGGUGUCAGUGAUGGUCAGCUGCAGUACAUCUACGAUCACGAGGUUCGCUCGCUGGUAGAAAAGCUUGGUCAAAUUUAUAAAUCCGCCGGCGUAGAACAGGAAGUGCUGCUUACAUUCUUCAUAGUUAACAAGCGUAUCAACACGCGGUUCUUCGACCAUCGACUCAAUCCGCGUCCUGGAACCGUGGUUGACAAUGUUGUAACCCUUCCACAACGCACCGAUUUCUACCUCGUAUCGCAAUCGGUCAAGCAGGGCACCGUUUCGCCAACGGCAUACAAUGUCAUCUACGAUACUUCCGGGCUGAAGAUCGAUCACCUGCAAAUGCUGUCGUACAAACAGUGCCACCUGUACUAUAAUUGGUCCGGUACGACGCGUGUUCCAGCCGUGUGCCAGUAUGCGCAUAAACUGUCGUUCCUAGUUGGCCAAUAUCUACACCAGUCGCCUAGUAAUAUGCUCGAGAAGAAACUAUUUUUCCUGUAGGUUCAUUGGACACAGAAGAGCCAUUUAUAAUUCAUGCAGCAAUAUUUCUCGCCAAGCAAUAGAAAUAUUUGACCAGGGAGGUACAACGUUUGUGCACAGCGUGCACAGGGUGUUGCAACGACGAGGAUUCUGCAACAAAUAUUAAUUUUCUUCCUUCUUUUUAUUAGUUUAAUUGACGCGCGUUUUCAUCAAAAUUUAUCAUUUUUUUAAACUACAAAUCGCCCAAUCGAGAUUACCUUGAAAUGAGACUAUUUUUCCAGUAGGAAUGAACUCUAGAUCGAACUGCAAUUGUAAGAUGAAACUAUCGGUGCAGUUUAGAACUAAUAUUAUAGAAGUAAUAUGAUUUUGCAAUGAUUACCAACUUUCUACCUUUCUUAAGUGUCGCGCGAUUUAUUUUUUUAGUUUUUGAUUCAUGAUUUAUGAAACGCUAGUUGAAAAGGUUUCUCGCGCAGUAAAAUGACUUUGUGAAAACAUAUUUUGUUUCAAUCAUAUCAAAUUAUUUUUUUACUUUACGAUAUACUUUCAUGCUCAAAUUGUGAACUAAAUUGAACAUAUUCCGUUUCAACGGUGCAGAGCUGGUCAAUGCUGGAAGUAUGAAGAAAUACAGCGAAUAAAUGUUCAGUUGGACUAUAUA